Molecule: messenger RNA, 325 nt
Organism: Meloidogyne enterolobii
Lineage: Eukaryota; Metazoa; Nematoda; Chromadorea; Rhabditida; Meloidogynidae
Source: the annotation of a GenBank genome assembly
AUGAAUUUAAAAAUAUUUAUUUUAUUCCUCUACUUGGUUGUUGAAGGGAUUGAAGGAGCAAAUUUGCCGUCAAAUGUUGCUCAAAUUCAUCAAACAGCAACAAAUGUUGGCGAAAUCGCUCCGGCAUCGAGCAAAUUUGCCGUCAAAUGUUGCACCAAUUCAUCCAACAUCAACAAAUGUUGGCGAAAUCGCUCCGGCAUCGUAUGAAAAUGUUAAUGGUGUAAAAUACUCGAAUAUUCCUUUCUAUGAAAAUCCAAAAAUUUCGAAAAAAGGAGAAUCAAGCUCGAAAAAAGAAAAAAACGGUUUAGGAAAAGCAGGAAAAGUG